Molecule: messenger RNA, 3326 nt
Organism: Dromiciops gliroides (monito del monte)
Lineage: Eukaryota; Metazoa; Chordata; Mammalia; Microbiotheria; Microbiotheriidae
Gene: TOR1B
Product: torsin family 1 member B
Biological process (GO): nuclear membrane organization; protein localization to nucleus
Cellular component (GO): endoplasmic reticulum lumen; nuclear envelope
Molecular function (GO): ATP binding; ATP hydrolysis activity; kinesin binding
Source: RefSeq, a predicted model, not a curated record
AUGGCCACCACCAGCCCCUCACAAAAAUGGCGGAAGCUAGGCGAGAGGUUCGGCUCCUCCUCCGUUCUUAACAAAGAUGGCGUCGCAGAAGAGGACUUCACGCGCCUUUCCGGACAAACGGAAGUGACGUCCUGUUCAAAAGCCCGGCUCAUGGAGCCCGGGCUGCAGAGCGUGUUCGCGUUCGCGAUGGGACCGCUCCAGCGGUCGGCGCUACUGCCGCUUCCGCCACCGCCGCCGUUGCUUCUGCUUCUGCUUCUGCUACUGCUUAUGGUACCGGGGACCAAGCCAUUCGAGCCCAUCAGCGUGGGGAUCGCCAUCGGGGCCGCCUCAGCCCUCACCGGCUACCUCUCCUCCCCGAACUUCUACUGCCGCUUCGUGGAGUGCUGCCGCGAGGAGCAGCCGCUCAACGCCUCCGCGCUCAAGUUAGAUUUAGAAGAGAAACUGUUUGGACAGCACCUAGCUAGAGAGGUGAUUCUCAAAGCAUUGACUGGCUUCAGGAACAACAAGAAUCCAAAGAAACCACUGAGUCUCUCUUUACAUGGCUGGGCUGGCACAGGCAAGAACUUUGUCAGUCAGAUCGUGGCUGAAAACCUUCACCCAAAAGGACUCAAGAGUAACUUCGUCCACCUGUUUGUUUCUACUCUGCACUUCCCGCAUGAGCAGGAGAUAAAAUUGUAUCAGGAGCAGCUGCAGAAGUGGAUUCGGGGGAAUGUGAGUGCGUGUGCAAGAUCUGUUUUCAUAUUUGAUGAAAUGGAUAAAUUGCAUCGUGGGCUCAUUGAUGCCAUCAAGCCAUUUCUAGACUACUAUGAACAAGUUGACGGGAUCUCUUAUCGGAAAGCCAUCUUUAUCUUCCUCAGCAAUGCAGGAGGUGAUCUUAUAACCAGAACGGCCCUUGAUUUUUGGAUGGCCGGAAAAAAGAGGGAAGACAUUCAGCUCAAAGACUUGGAGCCUGUGCUGUCUCUAGGAGUCUUCAAUAAUAAAAACAGUGGCUUGUGGCACAGUGGCCUGAUAGACAAGAGCCUCAUUGAUUACUUUGUUCCAUUUCUGCCCUUGGAGUACAAACAUGUGAAAAUGUGUGUGAGGGCAGAGAUGAAAUCAAGGGGUUUUACCAUAGAUGAAGAGGUUGUCACAAAAGUGGCAGAUGAAAUGACAUAUUUCCCCAAAGAAGAGAAAAUCUACUCCGAUAAGGGCUGCAAGACAGUGCAGACAAGACUAGAUUUUUACUGAGCUCUUACUGGAAGAGAGGUGACCAGAAGAUGCAGCCAACUAGGCCUGGCUUUUCUUGAAGCACUUUUGAAGACCCUUUUCAGGAGUCUGCACAUUUGCACUUACUGACUGUUAGAAAAGGUAGCUUUCUAAGAAGAGUGGAUUUUUACAACGUAUCACUAAAGAACUUUGCAGCCCAAGUGUUCAUUUUCAAUUGAAGAUGGGACUUGAAAAAUUCAACUCAAGUUCAUCAUGCCCAACAUUGCCAAAAGUGGCCUUUACAACUAUUUGUGUUUGCAAAAUAAUUGGAAUUAUUGCUGACUCCAUUAACACCUGCUGUGUAUCAGAAUUACUGUCUUAACUGAAGGGAGUUCCUUGGGGCUGGCCCUGAUGCAUCCAGAUAACAUUAGGUGUUCAUGUGAGGAAUUUUAGGUUGGAUUAUUCCGUUUACUUUCUGCUCUUGACAUACAGAACAAACAAUGGUCAUUUAAAAUCUAGAGCACUCCAUAAUACAAAGGAUACCAGGUGAGCGUACAUGGCCACAUGUGCCUAAACCUCUUGAGCUCAGUGAAUUGUGCCAUUAAGGGAACCUAUCUUAUUUCAUAAUCAGCCCGUGGUAUUAACUUCGAAGUGUUUCCAGAGUGGAGGACAGGAUCUCUUUGACCUUUUAGUCUGUCCAUUCCUCUUCCUACGAUGACGUGGAGCAUUGAGGUCACCUAAUGCAAACAAGGCCUAUUGAUCCAGUGCCCAGUUCCUGAUGCUCUCACACACUUUUCUGGUGAACCUACAUUAUACCUCUAAACUUCAACCUAAAGUCCCUGAAAUACAUCUCCAAACUGUUACCUGUUAAAUCACUUUGAGACCAAUGUGGUUCUAAAAUUGGGUCACUAUUUCCAGCACUCAGGUACUUCCUGUCUGUUACAACUUAGAUCAGGGUCAAUCUUGGCCUGUAAAUCUAGUAUGAAAUCCAUAGGAUUUAUUCAUUAAUGGGGGAUGACUCGUACUUCGUAUGAACAUUCAAGUGACUCACAUCAGUAAAAGAUUGUUAAUUGCAAGUCAACGGAUAUUUUUGAUAGUUCUGAAAUACAGGGGUAGCUAGGUGGCGCAGUGGAUAGAGCACCGGCCCUGGAUUUAGGAGGACCUGAGUUCAAAUAUGGCCUCAGACACUUGACACAUACUAGCUGUGUGUCUCUAAGCAAGUCACUUAACCCCAAUUGCCUCAAAAAAAAAAAAAAGUGUAAGCUGAAAUACAUGAGAGGUACAAGAAACUGCUUACUUGAUAUAAGGGAAGGUAUAGAAUGGAGUUAUAGUGUAUCAUUUUCUCCAUACAUAUUCUUAAACUCAAGUGUAGUUUGGAUUCUUAUUACUAACUUUAUUGUAGUGUGAAUGAAAACUGAGAUCUGAUGUGGUGACUGGUUAUGGUCUGCAUUGCCAUGGAAACCUGAAUCUUAUCAAUUCCCCUACAUGGACUGAGUUGGCUGCCUCUUUGAGGGAAGAAAAGUUUGUGUUGUGUUUUUUUUUAUUCUAGUACAUGUGGGUACUAUAGUUGCAGUGCAACUAAUUAAUUGUGCAGCCUUUUUAUACAUGUAAGAAAGGUAUAGAAUGAGGGGCAGUUAGGUGGCACAGUGGAUAAAGCACCGGCCCUGGAUUCAGGAGUACCUGAGUUCAAAUCUGGCCUCAGACACUUGACACUUGGUACCUGUGUGACCCUGGGCAAGUCACUUAACCCCCAUUGCCCCACAAAAAAAAAAGAAAGUUAUAGAACGAAUGUUUUUAUAUGUUAAAGGAUUGGAAAAAUUUUAAAGCACUAAACUUGUCUUUCAAUAAAAUUACCCCCAGGAUAGUACUUUCUACAUUUUUAAUAUAUAUUCUCAAAUUGGAACAGCUGGCUACUUUAAUCACCUUGUUGGUGGUUGGUCAGGUGGUGACCUGUUUAUUCUGAUGCAAUAAACUGAACGCGUUAGUAACCUUAGGCCUUUGGACUGUUGUUUCUGAUUUAUAACUUUGAAAUCCUGCAACCCUCUGUCCUGUGGUUUUAAGUGUUCCUUUAAAAGAUGUGAAUGAGAAUUUUAAACUAAGAAUAAAAAUCAAAUAAAGCUAAAAUUUUAUCAUUUGAUGUA